UUCAUGACCAACUUAUUUGUUGUUGUUGAUCGGUCGUUAAAUAAUUGCUAUUUUCAUUGUUCGCUGGCCUUCGGCAUCAAUAACUUUCACCUCGAUAUAUCUAUAAUGGCAGCCAGCACACCUUUACUUAGUCGGGGAACCCUAAUUAAGCAAGGCGCAGAAGCCAAAGUCUAUGCUCUGCCAUCAUUGUUUCCGGAACCAACGACAUAUCACCCUGGCUCUUCCUCUUCCUUCUCAGCUGCUUCUCCUACCCCGGUCAUCUUGAAACACCGUUUCACUAAGACUUAUCGACACCCUACGCUUGACGCCUAUCUCACUUCUCAGCGCCUUACUUUUGAAGCUAGGGCCCUUGCCCGGGCGGCUAAAGCUGGAGUCACCGUACCGAAAGUUGUUUGGGUAGACGAAAAAGCUGGGGUUAUUGGUAUGGAAAGAAUAGAAGGUUGGAGCGUGAGGGAAAUUCUUGGAGGAGGGGCUGAGGGUGAAGUAGAGGUGAUAGAAGAACAAGAGAUCGAAGAAGAUGUUGAAAAUAAAGCUGAAGAUUCAGCAGUCCGUGAGGAACCCGAAGGUCCAGAGAGCGAGGGUUUGAAAGCGCUAAAGAAUUUGGGUGUGACCCAAGAACAUCUCAUGAGAUCCAUUGGGGCCGCUCUCGCACGAUUGCAUAAAACCAUGAUCAUUCAUGGCGACCUGACGACGUCCAAUAUGAUGGUACGUUUGACACCAGGAGGAUCAGGUCCGUAUGAGAUUGUUUUGAUAGAUUUUGGCCUGUCAUCCCAAGCGCAGUUCCCUGAAAACUACGCAGUGGAUCUCUACGUCUUGGAGAGGGCUUUUGCCUCUACGCAUCCGAGAUCGGAGAAGCUUUACGCUGGCGUCCUCGAAACUUACGCGGAAGGACUCGGAGAAAAGAAAUGGAAGCCUAUCCAGAUCAAAUUGAAAGAUGUGAGGAGAAGAGGAAGGAAGAGAGACAUGACCGGGUAGGUUGGAGACUUGGAAAUGUUGGAUGUUUAGGCUCGAUGGAUAGCCGUGAAGAAUGACAUGUAGAUAGCCCUUCAAUGGGAUCCUGUCGUCUUUCGGGUUCGAGAAGUUACGCGUUUGACUUAAUGCCUUGCUCCCCGCUCCAAUGCCCUGGAAGCCAGUCGGAACUCAAUAAGCGGUAGAGCUGAUUAGAUGCAUCAUAUUGCUGAUUA
This is a messenger RNA of Cryptococcus deneoformans JEC21, 1184 nucleotides long. RefSeq lists its product as hypothetical. Gene Ontology annotation, molecular function: protein serine/threonine kinase activity; ATP binding. The coding region runs from base 4 to 975 and encodes 323 amino acids. The record is from RefSeq and is a predicted model, not a curated record. The transcript has 6 exons. NCBI's taxonomy places the organism in Eukaryota, Fungi, Basidiomycota, Tremellomycetes, Tremellales, Cryptococcaceae. Gene Ontology annotation, cellular component: cytosol; nucleus; EKC/KEOPS complex. Gene Ontology annotation, biological process: protein phosphorylation.